Messenger RNA from Dufourea novaeangliae, 1197 nucleotides. It is a transcript of the gene Inx2, whose product is annotated as innexin inx2-like. Gene Ontology annotation, biological process: phototransduction. Gene Ontology annotation, molecular function: gap junction channel activity. Gene Ontology annotation, cellular component: gap junction; plasma membrane. The coding region runs from base 1 to 1164 and encodes 387 amino acids. The transcript is spliced from 2 exons. The record is from RefSeq and is a predicted model, not a curated record. NCBI's taxonomy places the organism in Eukaryota, Metazoa, Arthropoda, Insecta, Hymenoptera, Halictidae.
AUGAUUGACGAAAACGAAUCCCGCAAGCCCAUUUAUCAUAGAUUAAACAAAGCAAGACGACGAACUGUCCGAUCAGAUUUACCGGUGAAGGAUUACGAUUUCGGCUCGGUGAAGGGACUGCUGAAGCUCGACGCGGUGUGCAUCGACAACAAUGUGUUCCGGCUGCACUACAAAGCCACCGUGAUCAUAUUAAUCGCCUUUUCAUUACUAGUCACCUCCAGACAGUACAUCGGCGACCCCAUAGACUGUAUUGUCGAUGAGAUACCGCUUCACGUGAUGGACACGUAUUGUUGGAUUUAUUCGACGUUCACGAUCCCGGACCGGACCGGUGUCGUCGGCAAGGACCUGGUGCAGCCCGGUGUGGCGGCCCACGUUGAGGGCGAGGACGAGGUCAAGUACCAUAAAUACUAUCAGUGGGUGUGCUUCACCCUCUUCUUCCAGGCGAUAUUGUUCUAUGUGCCACGUUACUUGUGGAAGACCUGGGAGGGAGGAAGGAUCAAGAUGCUGGUGUUGGACCUGAACUGUCCGGUGAUGAGCGAGGAAUGCAAGACUGAACGAAGAAAGUUGUUGGUCGACUAUUUCACGACGAACAUGCACACGCAGAAUUUCUACGCGUUCCGGUUCUUUCUCUGCGAGGUACUGAACUUCGUCAACGUGGUCGGCCAGAUAUAUUUCAUGGAUUUCUUUCUGGACGGUGAGUUCACGACAUACGGAUCGGACGUGGUGAAGUUCACGGAAAUGGAGCCGGAGGAGAGGAUCGACCCAAUGUCCCGUGUGUUCCCGAAGGUGACCAAGUGCACCUUCCACAAAUAUGGUGCGUCCGGUACCGUGCAGAAAUUCGACGGGCUGUGCGUGCUCCCGUUAAACAUUGUCAACGAGAAGAUCUACGUGUUCCUCUGGUUCUGGUUCAUCAUACUGUCCAUACUGAGCGGGCUGACUCUGGCUUACCGUGCCGCGGUCGUCGCCGGCCCGAAGCUUCGUCUGGUGCUGUUGCGGGCCCGUUCGCGGCUCUCGCUUCAGGAGCACGUCGAGACGAUCGCCGAGAAGUGCCAGAUCGGCGACUGGUUCGUUCUUUAUCAGCUGGGGAAGAACAUAGACCCGUUGGUGUAUCAGCAGCUCGUCUUGGACCUCGCCACGAAGCUGCAGGGCAAAGAGUCCGUCUAGCCAACCGAUUCGUCGCUUCUCAUUCCGCUUGUU